AUGACGGCAAGGAGUAACGACGAGAGAGAAGGAAGGGAAGCGGUACGCCGCCGUCGUGUUCGCUCCGCAAGCCGCCUUCGGAUAUGCUCUGCCCACUCACAAGCCGCCGUUGAGCACGUCGCCGCCAAGAUGUCAACACCAGAAUCGUCGGUGGUAGAUCUCCUUUCCUCUCCUCCCCUGACUGAGGGCAACCUGCUUCAGAUCGGCUCCAGUUGCAACGCCGCUCAAGGAUUGGGAUAUCUUGACUCGGAUUCUCUUCUCUAG
Linum trigynum is the source of this 264-nucleotide messenger RNA. Lineage: Eukaryota; Viridiplantae; Streptophyta; Magnoliopsida; Malpighiales; Linaceae. The record is from the annotation of a GenBank genome assembly.